UUGGGCAGUGAUUUACGCCAGAAUAUCGGUUUUUCGCCCCCAAAAAGCCAUUUCCAAUUUCCCCAUCCGUUCGUCCGCAAAUCGAUCGCCCGUACGCCAUGUAGUGUAGUGCACGCGUCAGUGUGUGUGUUUGUGUGUGUGUGUGUGUUUUCGGUAUAGGGCUAAGCAAAUGGGGCCACGGGAGCAGCAUUCGAAAGCUAGAAAGAUUGACACACCCAGUCGAAAAAAGCGCUCGGAUGGCCCAUCCAACUCAGUGUAUGUGUGCGUCGUGUGGUGUGAUGCGGUAAUUGAUGCGAUUUUGGAUAAAAUGAGCAUGAUUGUCGCGAGCGGAAGCGCACUCCACCACCAUUUCCUUCGUGUGUUUUAUGCGCCUCCGCCCUACGCACCUCAACGGAGGUGGGGGGUGUAUGUGUGUGAAAAAUCGAUAUUUUCCUGCCCUGCCCGUGUGCUCCGUUUUUCUUGCGCGACCUUCUGAUGGAAUAUGCUACGCAGUCAAUACACACAUACACGCACACACACAUCCUCAUUCUCACUGCGGCAUUUGGGCAAUACCGUACCGCUGGAAAUAGCUUGCCGUGUGAUGAUACCAGUUUACAUUACAAGCUAGAUUGAAUUUUGGUUUAUUCCAAUUUAACUGGAAUUUUAUGCUAUCUUUGCCUUCGAUAGCACCCUUCUUUUUGGCACGUAAACAGAAUCGCUGGAUGGAUUCAUCCUUCAGUUGCAGAGAUUUGCAGUUACCAUGCCUGAUUGAAACUCCACCGAAGCUCCAGAAAUCGGAUUGGAUUCGAAUAGCCGAAUACCUACCUACCCGUCUUUAGGUGCGGCACCGCCUUGUUUGCUGUGUUUGACCCUUUGGCCCGUUGAUUGGGCCGAAUGCGGCAUUCGUGUAAACCCGACCCGCUUCAUGCCGACGAUUACGUCAUCAUCGCCUUCGCGUUGAGUUAUUUUUAAAUAUUACCAGCUCUCCGGCGGCGGCGGCGGCUGCUGCUGCUGCAGCUCUCUACGUGAUUUGGGAUAGAAGCAUCCCUCUCUCCCUCUAUGCUCGCUGAUCAUCCAGUGCUGUGCCAUCUUGCGUGCGUUUGUGUGUGAAAUUCAUUUCCGUUAAUCAUGAAGGGGAGCUGCCGUGGUUGCUGGAUUUGAUGGAAGUUCUAGAACGGCACUUGUCGUUUGGGGUGGCGCAUACACACACACUCACCUACACACAGAAAGUCGCUGUCAGUCAAUUGGACCGAUAGAGUUGUGUCACGGGAGAAACAAUUUUUUUUUCUUGCACAAUGAUUCUAUUCUCCAUAUCGCUUCUUUACUUUACACACAAACACACCCUGACCGGACAUGGAAUGUGAUGGCGUCAUGCUACUUGGCGAGUUGGUUGGUUGGUGGUGCGUUUGCUUGUGCCGUUCGUUUCAGUGACAUUGUAUCUUGUACCCGUGCGAUAAGAUAAGCAUGCAUGUUUCCACGUAGUCUCUUUAGCAAAUAGCAAGCAGCCGAAUUUUAAGCGGAACCGGUGACGAAAGAAGAACAGAAGUGAAGCGGGGCGGGGGAGUGAAGAGUGGACUACUACGUUCAAAUACCUCCGCCUUACUACAGACACAAACCCACAGACGCACACACACAAACACACACGAACACACCUCCUGGCUAUCUAAGUACACUCCCACCUGCGAGGAGGAAGUGUAUGCUCACUAGGUAGGUCCGUCAACUGCCGGAACCCGCCGCCCCAAUCGGCCGCCGGAAGAACCGCAACCUCCUGUUCUACGAACCGAACAACAACCGUCCGUAGGAUCGUGAGUGGUGCCUCCCACCGAGGAGCAGAGCAGAUGGCACAGGCAACGGGAACGGCUACCGGCACCGGCACCGGCACCCGCCAGCAGUCGGAUGGAGGGGACGAGCUGGUGGCCACGACGCCCACCGACGACGAGAACCUGUUCAUCAACCCGACCGACGGGCUGCCGAACGAGCAUCCGGCCCUGCCGAGCGCGUACGACUCGGACAGCGAGUCGAACGCGGUGGCGGACGACGAUCUGCUGGACGAUCUGCCCACCUCGAUCAUCGUGACCAACAUCCACUCGGAGGUGUUCGCGGACGACGGGCUGAAGGCGAGCCUGGAGGAGCUGUUCCGCACGUUCUCGGACAACACCACCUUCCAGUGGCUGAAGAGCUUCCGGCGGUUGCGCGUCAACUAUGACAGCGCGCUGGCGGCGGCCAAUGCGCGCAUCCGGCUGCACCAGUACCCGUUCGGCAAGUCCGUCAUCAACUGCUAUCUGGCGCAGCCGGUGACGCCCGUCUCGAACACGAACCUGAAACCGCCCGCCCCGGUCAAGCAGUUCCUCAUUUCGCCCCCUGCUUCGCCGCCCGCCGGCUGGGAGCCGGCCGAGGAGGGUGAACCGCUGGUGAACCACGAUCUGCUGGCGGCGCUGGCCAGCCUGACGCCGGGCGAAAGUCACGAAAUACACGCCCAGUCGGAGCACCAUCCGGGCAUCAUACUGCAUACCGCGGCCGAGCAGCUGGAGGCGGCGGCGGCGGCGGCGGCCGCAGCGGCCGGCGAAGACGAAACUGCGGGUGGCCGCAAGUCGUCCAGUAUGGGCAGCAGCUUCGAGGAUGAAGAUCCGGACAAGGAGAACUCCCCGGUCGGUGGUGGGACGAACGUGCGCAAGGCGCGCAUCAUGCAAACGCGCUGUCCCGAGCGCAAAAGCUCCACCUAAAUUUGGUUGUCACUGGCGAAUGAAGAGGAUGACGAUGAUAAUGGUAUCGAUAUCCUCGUAUGAGAAGCGUGGAGGUAGGAAGUAGCUUGGUUGGUCACUGUUUGGUGAGUUUUGAAGCGGCUCUCCGUUUUCUGUGAGAAGGUAUAGCUUGGUAGAAUCGUUUUGUUGGGCCUCUAUGAUGUGUAGAAAGCAAAAGUGAGAAUGGUGCGCGAGGGGCUUGUAAAAAGAAGUAACGUUUGCCAUUAACCUCCUGUUUCCUGUUUUUUAAAGCAUAUUGAUGGUGUUAGGCAUCUUCAAAGUGGCAUACCAAGAAGAUAGUUAAAUUGCGAAUCUAUUUAGUAAUUACAUUUCGCAGCGAAAGUGUACGCGCGCGCAGCACCAGCCUGUGGUAGUAUCGUCGAUAGGUUAUCAGUUUCCAUUUACCUGUUUGUGCCAGUUUGCGUUGAAAUGGUUGCGUGUUAGAUAUUUACCGGCAUGUCGGAGUAUGAGUACGAAUUGUUCGCGUCGACAAAUUAGGCAUUUGCGUCUCUAUCAAUCAGAAUGCGUUUGAUCAUUGUACCUUUUCUAUCAAUUAGCGUUAUACAAUUUCUUUAUUUGUUUUUAGUUGUAAUGCAUGCGUCAGGGUAAAAUAUUCGAUACUCGAAACGCGAAACGAAAUCUCAAGUUGUACAUUAUUUGCCUACACUACACAUAUUAUCUUAUUGUCGAGAAUGUUUGCCUAUGAAAUAAAUCCGUUUCUACACUUUUCUAUAUAAUUAUGCAUUCAUUCGUGGUAUCAAAUGCUAUUAGCUCUAAAAUCAUUUGCACAUCCAGUUCUUCUAACUGUAAUUGGUACUGGAGAUUUCCCGGGAGUUAAAAUGUUAAAGCAUCGUUUAAGAAGAAGGGUUCUACUGGCCGGAACACCUAACUAUAUAUGUAGAAUUCGAAAUCAAAACUAUCAAGCAUAUCGGUAGAUACGGUUAAAACAUCUUGCAAUGCUGUCCAAAAUUUCGCUCCAUUAAUACGCAUCUAAAGCUUUGCGUACUUGCGAAGUACGGGAGGUUUGUUUUCGAAAUGCAAAAAGACCGUUCAAGUAACAUUUGUACUUUUCGUCGUCAAAGUGCAAAUGUUGCAUGAACGGCAUAGCUAAAGGUGUGUGAUCCUUUCCUAUCCUAGGCAGGAAUAAAAACACUAUUUUUUUAAACGGGAAGCGAUAAGAUAAAAAUAAGACUAGAACUUUCUUUGGAAAAAAAAUAUCUGUAACAGUUAUCUGUUUCAUGUCCUAUUAUCGCGCGUUGCUAAGUCCCGCGUGGGUAACGAACGAAACCAAUAAGUGUGAGGUGUGGUGAAGGUCAAUAAGAAGAGAUGCAUCGGUGUCUUUGUACAUGUAUGUGUGUUUGUGUAUAUGUUAAAAAUGGCAAAUGUUGCUACCGAAUGUGUUACAUUUCCCACUUCCUCUGCUAUGUGUAGAAUUGAGAAGAAGAAAACAAAAA
Molecule: messenger RNA, 4174 nt
Organism: Anopheles merus
Lineage: Eukaryota; Metazoa; Arthropoda; Insecta; Diptera; Culicidae
Gene: sra
Product: protein sarah
Exons: 2
Coding region: 1818-2702 (294 amino acids)
Biological process (GO): calcium-mediated signaling
Cellular component (GO): nucleus; cytoplasm
Molecular function (GO): nucleic acid binding; calcium-dependent protein serine/threonine phosphatase regulator activity
Source: RefSeq, a predicted model, not a curated record